UCUCCUCCUGCCUUGUGCCUGUGAGCUCCAAUUUCUGCCGGCUCAGCCUGUGCCUCCGUCUCACUCAGCCUCUCUCCUGAGUCUCUCAGUCGACAGCAACAUCAUGGCUUCUACAAAGACCACGUACUCCAUGCGCACCACCACGAGCAGGGGUCCUGCCAUGUCAAUCAGCCGUGCCCCCGCCCCCGUCUACAGGGCCGCCAGUUACCACGGCGGGGCCAGCGGGAACCGCAUCAGCGUGGCCUCCGGCUCCCGCUUCGGGAUGGGAGGGGGCUCCGUGGCGGGGGGCUCCGCCGGGGGCAUCCAGGUGAGCGUCAGCGGGAACAGCGCCGACAUCAUGGGCAACGAGAAGUUCGCCAUGCAGAACCUGAACGACCGCCUGGCCAACUACCUGGAGACGGUGAGGAACCUGGAGCAGGCCAACCACAAGCUGGAGAUUAAGAUCAAGGAGGCCCUGGAGAAGAGCGGACCCGACCUCCGGGACUACAGCAAGUACCAGGCCAUCCUGGACGACCUGAGGAGGAAGGUCUUCGACGCCACUUGCGACAAUGCCCGCCUGGUGCUCAACAUCGACAACGCUCGCCUGGCUGCUGACGACUUCAGAGUAAAAUAUGAGUCUGAACUGGCCAUCCGCCAGUCUGUGGAGGCCGACAUCGUGGGCCUGAGGAAGGUCAUCGACGACACCAACUUGAGCCGCUUGAACCUGGAGAGUGAGAUCGAAGCCCUGAAGGAGGAACUGAUCCACCUCAAGAAGAACCACGAAAAUGAAGUCAUGGAGCUCCGUAACCAGAUCGCCCAGUCCGGAGUCCACGUGGACGUUGACGCGCCAAAGGGACAAGACCUGUCUCAGAUCAUGGCAGAAAUCAGAGCCAAGUACGAAAAGAUGGCGCUGAAGAACCAGGAAGAGCUCAAAGCAUGGCACGAAUCUCAGAUCACAGAAGUUCAGACCCAGGUCACCCAGAACACAGAGGCCCUGAAGGGUGCUCAGACAGAGGUCAACGACCUGCGCAGACAGAUACAGACGCUGGAGAUCGAGCUGGAGUCACAGAAGAGUCUGAAAGCCUCUCUGGAAGGCACGCUGAGAGAAACGGAGAUGCGUUACAACAUGGAGAUCGAGGCUCUGAACGGCGUCCUGCUGGGCCUGGAGGCCGAGCUCACGCAGCUGCGCAGCAACAUCCAGCUGCAGUCGCAGGAGUACGAGGCGCUGCUCAACACCAAGAUGAAGCUGGAGGCCGAGAUCGCAACAUACAGGCGUCUGUUGGACGGCGAAGACUUCCAGCUCCAGGACGCUCUGGACCAGAAAACAGUGAAGAAGACCAAAGUGAUGACAGUCACACAGACCCUGGUGGACGGCAAGGUGGUGUCCUCCAGCACAGAGACCAAGAACCUUUAAAUCCAACAGGAGACCGACCCACACUCCCAACGAUAAACAUCUGAACAGAUCGGUCCAAAUGAAGCGUCAGUACCAAGCAUUAGACCCUCUGCCGGCCCUCCCGUUAGUUUGACUUCCUGGGUAGACAGCUCCCUCACAGGCUGAUAGAAAACUGGAUUAGAGGAGAACAAAAUCAUCUUUUAUUUAUUUCAUCACCAUUAUUUAUGUGCUAGUGUGUUGACCCACAGAUGUUUACGAAGCUCAGAAAUGGUGAGCUUGUUUUUUUCUUUUUUUUUUCCCAAAGACAAACUAAUUAAAGAGAGUCAACCUUUCAAAGUUACAAGAAAAGUCAAUUAUUUGUUCAUGUAAAUUCUGGAAUCCUUGUUUUUUUUACAUUUCAUCAUUUGCUUUCCUUUCUGUCCAGUUGAGUCUGCCUGUUUCACUGUGAUCUUCUUCAGACUGUUCAAUAAAGCCCAUUAGAAGAAACCUG
Salarias fasciatus (jewelled blenny) is the source of this 1862-nucleotide messenger RNA. Its product is annotated as keratin, type I cytoskeletal 18-like. Gene Ontology annotation, cellular component: cytoskeleton; keratin filament. Gene Ontology annotation, biological process: intermediate filament cytoskeleton organization. NCBI's taxonomy places the organism in Eukaryota, Metazoa, Chordata, Actinopteri, Blenniiformes, Blenniidae. Bases 104 to 1393 code for a protein of 429 amino acids. The transcript is spliced from 7 exons. The record is from RefSeq and is a predicted model, not a curated record. Gene Ontology annotation, molecular function: structural molecule activity.